AUGCAAAUCACAGCUAUUCUCUUGGCCAUUGGCCUACUGGCCACACCAACAGUACAACAAACAGCCCUGGUGUAUUGCGAAUACAAUGGAUGUCCUCUUCCUGAUGGAUCCCAAGGAUGCAACAAACACGUUUUCUGCUGUAAUGCCAAUCUGUCAGCAAAUGAUAAGGGUCCAUGGCAAGUCGGCCGGGAGUGUAACCGAGUCACAAAUAAAAACAGCGAGCCCUUUUCCUGCAACGCACAAGUAUCGGAAUCAGGCCAGAAGCCUGUUGCUGGUAUCUUAGCUGCCGUCGGUUCUGUCAUGUGUUGUUGA
Hymenoscyphus albidus is the source of this 312-nucleotide messenger RNA. The record is from the annotation of a GenBank genome assembly. NCBI's taxonomy places the organism in Eukaryota, Fungi, Ascomycota, Leotiomycetes, Helotiales, Helotiaceae.